Aspergillus calidoustus is the source of this 885-nucleotide messenger RNA. The record is from the annotation of a GenBank genome assembly. Lineage: Eukaryota; Fungi; Ascomycota; Eurotiomycetes; Eurotiales; Aspergillaceae.
AUGAUCUUCCAUCUCGCACUGGCGCUGCUGCUGGCACGCCUUGUAGCUACAAAUGAGUUCCAUGUCCCUGAUGGCGGCUACGAAUUCGUCGCUGGUGAACCGACGACAAUCAGCUGGGACCCCACCACUCCCAAUGGAACCGUGACUCUGGAACUGCUCUGGGGGAAUAUACUGGGAUCUACCGACUCCGAUGAGAUCGAGUCAAAUGUCCCCAACGAUGGAAGCUACACCUGGACCCCUCCGGACGACCUCCCCGAUUUUUUAAACUACACGAUUUGUCUGACCCCGGACCAGCCGCCGCAAAAUUUCGAGUGCAUGCCGCGAUUCUCGAUCGCAGGACUGGGGAACUCGACGGACGAAGAACCUUCCAACACACCCUCUCCGACGGCUUCCGACGGUUCUGAAGAAACUGGUCGCGGCGCAGAUGAUGGCGUUGACGAAGAAUCUACUGGGGAGAGUGGAGGUCUUCCAGGAGCUGGAAAAGCUGGGAUUGGCAUUGGCGCUGGGGUGGGCGUUUUGAUCCUCAUCUUCGCUGGCUUCUACUGCGGUCGCCGGCGAAAGAAAUCUCAAAGCGAAAGAACGAACCAGCAGCCUGACAUUCUACUGACCUCGACGACAUACACACCGACUGGGCUUGUUUCAACAGGUGUCUCAGCAGCCGAGGCCCCUGCCAGCGAAGGAUUGAGUGAGCUUGACACAAAAUGGAACGGGACGCCGCAGCUAACUGAGCUGCCUGGUCGUCAUAUCCGCGAGAUGGGCAAUACCGCACCAGGGUAUGGAUCCGCAGAGUUACCAGGUCGUGGGCUUCAAGAGCUUGAUGGAUACGGACGGAAUGAUUCGAGAGAGGCCGUUGAGCUGCCGACUAUUGAGCAUAAGUUUGUGUGA